Paramecium sonneborni is the source of this 779-nucleotide messenger RNA. The record is from the annotation of a GenBank genome assembly. NCBI's taxonomy places the organism in Eukaryota, Ciliophora, Oligohymenophorea, Peniculida, Parameciidae.
AUGUCAAAUUAAACUCAUCCCAUAAAGGAACUACUAGAAAAUCUAUCUUAAUAACACAAAGACUAUAAAUUAUUUAAAUAGCUCAUCAAAAGAUAAAGCAAGGCUCUAGAACAAUUUAACAAUGAAUUGAUUUAAAUUAGUCGCUAAUUUAAUAGUGAACUUUUUAAUGGCAUUCAUUAUCAUUUAUCUCAAUUUUAAAGUGACUUAUAGAAUUAAUAUGCCUUACUUAAAGAACUUGGCAAACAUUUCUAUGAAAUUAAAUAGGAAGUACUGUUUUGUAUUUAAAAUAGGCGCAAUAUUACUCUAAAAAUUAUACUAAAUUUGAAUCAAAACUUAAUUCUACUUCCAAUAAUGAUGAAAAUUCAUUAAAAAUUAAAUAAGCCCUAUAAGAAACAACCAACUUUUGGGCUUAGAAAUAAGAAUAUUCAGUUAUUAGAAUUAAUGAUAUGUCUUCUAAAGGGGAAGAUUUAAUUAAAAGAACUAAUAAUUUAAUUUUUAAAUUUUCUGAAAAGCAUCUAUUCUUUAUCGAUAAUUAUAAGACUCUAUCAGGUAGAAAAAGCAGAAACUCAUCAUGUAAUAAAACAUCCAUUUCAUAUUAAUCUGCUUAGAAAUCGAAAGAAAUGACAAGUUUCUAAAGGGACAAAAAUGUUGAUCAAACAAAUUGCUUUUAGGAUGGUUUAUCAAUUCAAGAUUUUGAAUCUUCAUUAAAUACUGUAAGUAUUAUUGAAAAGGAAUAAAAUGAGAAAGAAGAGAAACGCAGUUUAAAAAAAUGGUUGUGA